Messenger RNA from Galleria mellonella (greater wax moth), 3193 nucleotides. RefSeq lists its product as uncharacterized. Gene Ontology annotation, molecular function: protein dimerization activity; DNA binding. The record is from RefSeq and is a predicted model, not a curated record. Lineage: Eukaryota; Metazoa; Arthropoda; Insecta; Lepidoptera; Pyralidae. The transcript is spliced from 2 exons. Bases 1068 to 2939 code for a protein of 623 amino acids.
GACGACGCUGGGUAAAUCAUCUGGACACUGGGUCUCACUAUCGCCAAAUAUAUUUGGAGAUCGGCUUCGGCUACGGCUUGGCAGACAUUUUUUUCUUUCUACAAUUUUAAAUUAAAUUUAUUAGAAUAAAUGCUUCGAACACACGCGAUCUAAGUACCUUUUGUGUUUAUUAUACCUUACCUACCUAGGUAUAAAAAGAGUACUUACGUAGAUUUUCUUUUAUUAACUGUUUUAUACGAAGAUCUUGAUCUCUCAAAUUAGCAUCCAUUUUACUUCCAGUGAUUAUCAACUAAAUUAAUAAUCCACAAAGUAUUAAAUAACGUUUUUAUGAAAUAUUUAGCACAAAAACAAUACCCUUUAAAUAUCGAUCGUCAGUAACUGUGGCUGACUUACCUAUAUUCUAGCAAGCAGGACUGCCAGAUGUGAAGGGGAAAUCCCCAAUAAAUUGUUGCAUGUGACUGAUGAUGUGAGCAUGUUCGUUUCAUAAUAAAAAUGUUGCCAGGUAACCAAAAAGUCGUAUGUUUUUGUGCGAAUUACGAUCAUAAUCUUUACGAUCGUACAUUAAAAAAUAGACAAAUAAUAGUAUGAGUACGAUUUAAAUCGUAUAUCUGUCAACCCUGCUAGCAAGACAGCGACAAAAUCACGUUGCAUAACAAUGUAGCCCAAGCUUAUAUCUUAUGAAAUAUACGGAAGAGAUACGGACUUAGAAAAAACAGAAAUGUUGUUCUUUGUGGAAGUCAUUGAUGAAAUUCUAUGUAUUUUAGCCCGCAAACUUUCUUCAAACAAAAACAGCGCCAUCUAGUAUCGAGUUCUGUAAUUAUCUCUUUGUUUAUGGAUUUGAAGUAAGACCGCCACGCAUGCAAUACAUUAUGACUGGGGAUUCCCCUAUUCGUCGACGCUGAAUAUGAGGCGACGACAAUCACUGUCAAACGUGUUCACUAUUACUCUGACUCUGGUAACGUGACUUCCUGGUAACGUGUUAGGUAGGAAAAGCAGUAAAAAAGUGCAUAUUAAGGGAGCAGAUUUGAAAUAAUAUUUAUACUUAACAAGAAAUAAUUAAAGGUUCAAUGGGGAGACCUAAAGAUUUACGCAUAUGGGAGCACUACCGUACUUUACCAAACAAGUCUGUUUCUUGCAAGCUUUGUAAUAAGGUCUACAAAUUCAGUAAUGCUGCCAAAAUGCUUCAACAUCUUAUCACUUGUCCAAAAUCUCCAGAAACAUUAAAAGACUCUAUGAAACUUAUAAAAGAUAGCUCGUCCAAAACCAAAAUGUCUGGACUGUCAGAGAUAGAGACAAAUGAUUCUUUUAUAAGCCCCUCGUCGUCUGCUAACACUACAAUAAAUGCUGAGUUUCAAGACACCGAUGAUCAUAUAAAAACAGAAUUAGCGAGAGCUAUAUUUGUAACAGGGACGCCAUUAUCGAUGGUGCAACAUCCUUUAUGGAUACAAUUUUUCGAAAAAUUGCAACCAAAAUUUAAAAUACCUUCACGUAAAGCUUUAGCGACAAAAUACUUAGAUAAAAUAUAUAGAGAAAUGCGUUUUGAGUUAAAUGAGGAACUAAAUGCUUGUAGUUACUUACACCUUCAGUGCGAUGGCUGGUCUAAUUUAAGAAAUGAAGGAAUAAUAAACUUUCUUAUAUCAAAACCUCAACCUGCAUACGUUAAAAGUUUGAAUACAGAAAGUAAUCCUCACACUAGUGAAUACCUUAGCCAAGAAGUUGAAAAAGUAAUGAAAGUGUAUGGAGCAAAUAAGUUUCUUGUACUUAUUGGCGAUAACGCUAGAAAUAUACAAAAGGCAUUCGAAUUAACAAAACUCAAAUAUCCACAUGUUGUUCCUCUCGGUUGCUGUGCACAUAUCCUUAACUUGUUGUGCCAAGAUAUUGUAAAGAUACAAGAAGUAACUGUGUUUAUUAUGCAAGCCAUAAAUAUAAUAAAAACUGUUAAAAGGAGUCAACGAUUAAGUUCCUUGUUGAUAAAAUCAAGGCAGGGUGAAGAUUCUACACAAACACUAAAAUUGCCUUGUGCUACAAGAUGGGGAAGUCAUGUUACUUCGUUAAAAAGUUUGAAAGCAAAUAAGAUAGCUUUGCAAAUAUUAACAGUUAGAGAAGAUGUGGUAAUUUCAAGAGAUAUUAAAGAUUUAAUUCUAAGUGAUGAUUUCUGGACGAAGACAGGGGAAUGUAUAAGUAUUUUGGAACCAGUCACUGAAAGCAUAUUUUACUUAGAGAGCGACCAGAAUCGUUUGCAUCGCACAUACAUUACAUUUAGAGAUGUACAAGCUAAGAUACGUUUUGCAUUAAAUGAGAUUUCGACAUUGAGCGAAGAAAGCAAACAGCAGAUUCUAACAUCAGUAUCUUCAAGAUGCAAUAUGGCAAUGAGGCCAAUACAUUUUGCAGCAUAUAUUCUAGACCCCAGGACUCUAGGAGUCGAACUUACUCAAGAGGAAGAACUUAAGGGUAUGGAGUUUAUCUACAAUUUAAGCCAACACUUAAGUUUGUCAAAUGUAAUGGCAGAUUUGGCGUGUUAUAAAGCUAAAGAAAACUUUUGGGCCAGAGGAUUUGUAUGGAGCUCAUUAGAUAGCAUUGAGCCCCUAAUAUGGUGGAAAGGUAUUUGUGGUUCCACUGAGUUAAGCAAAGUAGCGAUUCGUAUUCUAUCAGCUCCCUGUACUUCGGCAGCCACUGAGCGUUCCUUUAGUAUCCAAGGCUACAUACAUAAUAACAAAAGAAAUCGACUUACAACUGAAAGAACUGAAAAAAUUUCAUUCAUUUGUUAUAACUGGAAUCUUAAACAUAAAGCUGAAUGCGAGGACAUUCAGUUUAAUGAAGAAAAUACCUUAGAAGCUUUCAUUGAGCAAGUAAAUGAACAUAACAGUUUAGACGAAAUAGAGCCUAUCGAACCUAUACAAUUCAUCGCUUGUAAUAACUCUGAAUCUGACAGUGAUUGACUGUAGUUUUACAUUUUACUUUCAUCUCUUUCUUAAUAAACUCAAAAUCAAAUUAAAAGUUUUUUAUUCUGUAGGCUGCAUAAUAAUAUUGUCUAUGUCCAGUAUAGUGGACGUCUUGCGGCUGAGAUGACGAUGAUGAAGUACAAAAUCAUAAACACCCAAAAAUUUGGGUGUUUAUGGGGUUUAAACCCAAUAAACCCAAAACACCCGGUUUUUACCCACCAGACUUUAAACCCACCCAGGUGGAUUGCCCA